Molecule: messenger RNA, 477 nt
Organism: Mastomys coucha (southern multimammate mouse)
Lineage: Eukaryota; Metazoa; Chordata; Mammalia; Rodentia; Muridae
Product: histone H2A type 2-C
Exons: 1
Coding region: 43-432 (129 amino acids)
Cellular component (GO): nucleosome
Molecular function (GO): DNA binding; structural constituent of chromatin; protein heterodimerization activity
Source: RefSeq, a predicted model, not a curated record
AGAAGUUGUCACCCCGGUUAGUCGUACUUAUAAGCUUAAGUUAUGUCCGGCCGUGGCAAGCAAGGAGGCAAGGCCCGCGCCAAGGCCAAGUCGCGGUCGUCCCGCGCCGGGCUGCAGUUCCCGGUGGGGCGGGUGCACCGGCUGCUGCGCAAGGGCAACUACGCGGAGCGCGUGGGCGCCGGCGCGCCGGUGUACAUGGCGGCGGUGCUGGAGUACCUGACGGCCGAGAUCCUGGAGCUGGCGGGCAACGCGGCCCGCGACAACAAGAAGACGCGCAUCAUCCCGCGCCACCUGCAGCUGGCCAUCCGCAACGACGAGGAGCUCAACAAGCUGCUGGGCAAAGUGACGAUCGCUCAGGGCGGCGUCCUGCCCAACAUCCAGGCCGUGCUGCUGCCCAAGAAGACUGAGAGCCAUAAGGCUAAGAGCAAGUGAAAUUCACACGAAUCUUUAAAAAAAGGCUCUUUUUAGAGCCACCAA